This is a messenger RNA of Anoplopoma fimbria (sablefish), 1464 nucleotides long. RefSeq names its product cilia- and flagella-associated protein 157-like. Bases 1 to 1464 code for a protein of 487 amino acids. Gene Ontology annotation, cellular component: cilium; ciliary basal body. The record is from RefSeq and is a predicted model, not a curated record. Gene Ontology annotation, molecular function: microtubule binding. NCBI's taxonomy places the organism in Eukaryota, Metazoa, Chordata, Actinopteri, Perciformes, Anoplopomatidae. Gene Ontology annotation, biological process: sperm axoneme assembly. The transcript is spliced from 9 exons.
AUGCCGAAAAAGAAGGAGAAGAAAGACAAACAAGAUGACGUCAAGAAAACAUCAAAUCCUCCAAACAAGACAGAAGAUUUAUAUCUGAUUCAAAUAAGAUAUCUGAACGAGCAGCUGGAGAGGUUCCAGCUGAAAUGCGACCAACAAGAGAGGCAGAACAAGGACUUGAACUCUCAGUACAUCGUGCUGGAGACGGAGAAGAAGGACAUCGUGGACUUCCUGAAAUGCUCGGUGUUAGAAAAGGAAGCCGAUGCUGACCAGCUGACGGAGCAGCUGGAGAGUCAGCGUCAGGCUGCUGAUGAGCACAGAGAGGCUCUGCAGCUGCACCAGGAUCAGCUGAGGAAAGAGCUUCAAGACCGGAUUGAAGAACUCAACAAAGAAAACGUGACACUUGCGGUGAGGCUGGCCGGUCUGGAGGAGUUUCAGAAGCAGAAGGAGCAGCUGACGUCCAACGUGGAGUCUCUGAAGGAGCAGCUGGCCAGUCAGGAGGAGAAGCAUAAAGCUGCCAUCCACGACCUGGAGAUGAAAGCACUGCUGGAAAAGAAGAGGUUGGAAGAGGAGAUGGAGUCCCACGUGGCGACCAUGGCGGCAGAAGUUCAGCACCUGGUGGACCAGAAGGUCCCGGAGACGACCAGGUCGGCCCUCCAGGAGAACACGGAGGUCAAGGUUCGGAUCGGCCAGCUGUCGGAGCAGACUCUGUCCCUGAUGGGGGAGAACUCGGACCUGAAGGACCGAAGGAGUCGUCUCAGUGUGGACGUGGACCUCCUGGAGAAAAUGCUCAGCGAGACGACGCGCAAGAGCUGCGUCCGCAAGAAGGUGGUGGAGCAGCUCACUGAGAAGUGUCGGCAGCUGCAGGCGGAGCUGAAAGACGGGAGGGAAGAACUGGAGCAUCUUCAGACCAAACACACCGGAGUCCUGACGGAGACGGAGGCUCUCAGACGGGACCGGGCCUCGCUGUCCCAGCAGUGCACUAAAACCAGAGCGGAGGUGAGCCGGCUGGAGGCGGAGCUACAGGAGGAGAGGAGGAUGAGGAGCAGGAUGAAGAGCAUCAUGCAGGGAGCAGCCGUCGCUCUCAGACAAGCCCUGAUGGAUGCACCCACAGACCAGGACCUGGAGGAGGACUCUGUCAUCCAGUGGAAGCAGCUGAUGGAGAAGCUGCUGGUGGUUUUGGACCGGCCAACACUCACCAACUCCACCGCUGAGAGCGACCAGCUGGAUGAGACCGCCGACCCCUCAGCAGCCAGAGCACUGAGUCUGGAUCCGGCUUUGAGUUUUCAGUUCGAGCUGGCCCGCUACAGGCCGGGCGACCUCGGCCUCGUACCUCGUCCCACGCUGAAACACAAACACAGCGUCUGCAGGACGGGAGCAGCCGGGUCCAGCCGGGUGCCCCUGCACAGGAAGCCGUCCAGUCAGAAAACAGCCGGCUCCUUUAAACAGACUGAUUCAUUCACUAAACACAAAUAA